AGUCCAAAGAGAGAGAGGGGGAAAAGAGAACAACAAAGAAGAACAGUGCCUACUACCACUACUACUACUACUACUACUACUACUACCAGGACAAUGGAGUACACAGGAAGCCCCGUCGUGACUGCCGUAAACAUCACUUUGGAACGUCUGAACGACGAGAAGGCACUGCUCCGCAUACCGGCCAUUAUAUACACCAUCAUCUUAAUGGUCAUCGGUCUUUUUGGCAACACCAUCACCUGUUAUAUCUACGGAUACCGACUGAAAAUGUUGCCCACACACUGUUUCAUUAUCGUUCUGGCCGUAUUCGACAUCUUGUCCUGUUGCAUCGCUAUGCCGACAGAGAUCUUGGAUAUGCGUUAUCCUUUCAUGUUUCCUUCGAUGAUUGCCUGUAAAAUACUUCGGUUCCUCUCCUAUUUCACGACAGGCAGCUCCAGUAUUAUACUUCUUAUCAUUGCCGUGGACCGCUACAAGAGGGUAUGUCGCCCGUUCAAACGACAGAUUUCCGUGAGAGAAGCCAAGAUCAUCGCCGUCGUCAUAUCGGUGAUUGGCAUCGGAGUCACCUCCCCCAUGCUCUAUAUCUCCGGCAAAAUGACACACCCAACACGCAUCCCCUAUAUCAACGGCACCGACUGUUCUAUUUCGGAUAACGUGCGAAACACUAAAUUUCCGAAAAUCUAUUUCGGUAUCUUGUUCCUCAUCAUCAUCUCCUCGUUUGUGGCCAUGUCCAUCUGCUAUUUACUACUCUGGCUCGAGGUGAAGAACCGCUGUUCCAAUCCGAUUGGCAGCAACAGGACAACGUCUAACGCCCCCAUUGAAAUGCCAAACAGCCCACAGGCGUUAACCGACGAACGAUCGAACAGCAAAACACUGAAUCGUACCAACCUCACUGUCUUCUUGGUGACGCUUCUCUUUAUCCUCAGUUACAUCCCUUGCCUCUCGCUGCAGGUGGCGCGAACCAUCAUCCAGUACGAACUCAACAUGAACCACGUCACCGAGCUAUUUUAUUGUAUCGGAAUGCGAUCUUACUUCCUCAGCAACUCGCUCAACCCCAUCAUUUACGGAUACUGCAACCGACAGUUCGGUGAUGAAUUCAAGCGAUUGUUUUCGCGUUACAAAGAAGUCUCCCGGAAUCUGAAAAAUGGCCGCGUGUCCAAGAAUUCCGACAGUUCCUCUUCGUCUGGUAAACUUCAGACGACAACAUGCGAAUGCAGCAGUUGACUUGGCUACAAACGAAAAACGUUUGAUGU
Molecule: messenger RNA, 1247 nt
Organism: Octopus bimaculoides (California two-spot octopus)
Lineage: Eukaryota; Metazoa; Mollusca; Cephalopoda; Octopoda; Octopodidae
Product: neuropeptides capa receptor
Biological process (GO): G protein-coupled receptor signaling pathway
Cellular component (GO): membrane
Molecular function (GO): G protein-coupled receptor activity
Source: RefSeq, a predicted model, not a curated record